AGUCAUUAAUGAGAUCAUUUCAUUCUAAAAAGAGGCAACGCGGAAGUGUUGUUUUCUCUACAGCAAAGUAGAAGUGAUCAUUGAAAAUUUAUUAAAGUUUGCAUAAAUAAUAUAUUGUUUAUGACACUUUCUACAAAAUGGAUACAGUUUGUGUCGCAUAUGCAUAAAAUUAACAGCAAUGAUUCACGCACGUGAUAGCAUAAUCGGGCACCUGCUUGUAACCUUGACCUUUGUAGUUGAUCAUGUGACUCAGAGUUUCCUUCAAGCGGUUAGAAAGAAUUUGAUCAAAGCGUCGGAGUGACCGGUGUUGUUUUCGUGGAUUAAAAUGACACUUUUUCGAAAAAGUAAGAGUAAAGGGGACUUGCAACAGGAGUUUCAGACAACUGUACGAUUCCUUGAUGAUUCGGAACCGAUCCAGUUGUCGUUUACGAAAGAGACCACUGGUCAGUUUGUGUUGGACAAGGUCUGUGAAACCCUGAACCUCUUGGAGAAGGAUUACUUUGGACUGCGAUAUGUCGACGCAGAGAAACAGAGGCACUGGUUGGAUCCAACAAAGACUGUGUACAGACAGUUGAAAGGAGUGAGCCCAUGUGUGCUGUGUUUUCGGGUGAAGUUUUACCCUGCUGAACCCAUGAAGCUUCAUGAGGAGAUCACCAGGUAUUACUUGUUUCUGCAGCUGAGGCGGGAUCUGCACCAUGGGAGACUACUCUGCUCACCUCAGGACGCAAACCUUCUUGCUGCCUACAUCAUACAAUCGGAGGUGGGUGACUAUCACCCAGAGGAUCACCCUGCAGGCUACGUGGCGGAGUUCAAGAUGCUGCCCAACCAGACGGCACUGCAGGAGCAACAGAUACAUGAACUGCACAAGACACUCGCGGGUCAGGUGCCUGCAGAAGCGGAGGCUAACUUCUUGAAAAAGGCUGCAUCCCUGGACACAUAUGGGGUUGACCCGCACAAGGUCAAGGACCAGAAAGGGAACCAGAUGUACCUGGGAGUUACACACCAGGGCAUUAUGACCUUCCAUGGCAGCAGACGAACUCAGAUCUACAAAUGGACACAAAUAAAGAAACUAGCCUUUGAAGGAAAGACUUUCAUAGCGCAUGUAAAUAUUAAUGAGGAUGUGGAAGGGAGCCAUUCUAAAAAGAAGCACCAGCCCAUCGGAUACAAGUGCAUCACUGUGGCGGCCUGCAAGUACCUGUGGAAAUGUGCCGUCGAGCAGCAGUUCUUCUUCACAUUACAGACUUCCUUUAACUCUCCCAAGGUCAGAUCAGGGGGCAGCCUAUUUUCCAGAGGGUCAAAGUUCAGAUUCAGUGGUCGUUGUCAGAACGAGGCCUACAGUGCGAGUGAGGAUAUUAAGAGAAAGGAACCAGACUUCCAGAGAACGUGUUCGUUGCCCAACUUUGCCCGAAAGUCCGACUCUAAGAUUCACAUGCGUAACUCUGCAAACAUAUCUGAAGACAAAGGCAAGAAAGGCUUUAAAGCGAACACGUUACCACAUAUGACCAGUGUCCCGACCGUCUCUGUUCAACCUGAGAAUUUCGAAAAACGCAAAAACUCUCGUGGCUCCCAAGAAAAUGUAAAACCUAAUUCGCAGGAAAAUAAGUCUGAGCGUCAAAAUUCUUUGAGUAGACGCAAAUCUAGAGAAUCACAAGAAAAAAUAAAACCAACUGAGCAGGAAGAAAGUCAUAUUGCUGUAGAUGAGAAUGCUAUUAAGCCCCUGAAAGCCCCUGGGUUAAAGGCAGAGGUCAAAACUUCCGUUCCCGUAGAGGUCUAUCAUGAAAGCUCAGUUAAACAGCAGACAACUCAGUCUGAAGCUGAGCCUAAAGCAAACAGAGUUGUCCCCCCUGCUUUCAACUACAUUAAGCCUUUUGAUACUGAAAUUAAGACAAAACCAUCAUCUGAGCCAAAGCCUGCAGUUUCUGAUAAAAUUCUUAUCAAUGGUACUGGUGAGCCUGGAAAAGUCGAAGAAAAUGUCCAACGCGAUGCUGAAUCUUUCGAAACCGAGCGUCCAAAACCUUUCGUAGGAGCUAGGCCAAAACUUAAGGAGAUAGGAAGGUACACCACGAAGGAGGUUAUGCGUUACACUGAGGUUGAACAGAGAGAGACGGUGAUUGGUCCUGAGUCGGUAAUCGUACCAACUUCCACGACGGAAGCAAAACUGGAAUCUAAGAUCGUGACUUUACCUGUGAGAGUUGCAGCCCCUAGUAAAAAUGCUGACGUUAAAGUCGCACACAAAGAAAAUGCAGUUGACGUUCCAGAUUCCGUCAAGCCAAGCGCAACACCAGGGACCAGUCUACCAGGCGUGACCGAGACUCCAGUGGUAGAAGAAGAGAUGACACAGCUUAGGACAAGGGUUGAGGAGUCCAUUAUUCCAGGUGCGCUAAAGAUUAACGGAGCCGUUCCAAUGAUAAGCGUGAUGCCCCCUGAUUCUCCACCGGCUGAGGAGGAUGAUAUGGUUCAGCCAUACAACCCUAACGUGACCACAUACGAGGAUGAUGACAUUGUCACUGUUCCCCAAAAGAGCCUUGAAGAGCAGUUAAAGGAUUUAGAGAUUGAGGCUGAAGAGAAGCAAGAAAACCAUGUUCAACCUGUCGCUGAACCUAAAUCUCAAGCUGUCAAGCCAUUAGCCCCUUCCAAGCGCGGCUGCUCAUGCUGCAAGGUGUUUGCAUUCACAUUCUUUUCCUUGUUCUUGACAUUCGCUUUGUGUGCCUGCGUUGUGAUGUUCUCGAACGUUGACCAUCCGAUCAUGAACGAGGCACGCGCUCGACUGCCCUUCCUUGAGCCGACGCGAGAUUUCAUCCUGCACAAGUUCGAGGAUAUCAAGAAGAAACUGUGAGGUCUUGCCUCCACAUACUCCUCUUUCAUAUCAACCAAUCAGGUUUUGCAAUACUAAUGAAGGCAAGAGAUGUUGUUUUUUUCAACCAUUCGCAUACUUGGAUUAAGAAUUGUUGAUUGCAUCCAUAUCAUUUGUCAGAUAAAAUGUCUCAUAGCUUUUUCGCUUUGAAUUUGUGAAUUAAGUCUUACAAAGUUGGUUUAAUUUUGUUUAAAUAUAAGGGUAGCAAUAUUUAGAGUUACCUUUUUUUAGAGAUAUUUAAUUUGCCAGCUCGUGAUUUGAAAAGCUUCUACAAACUUUCACUGAACAAAUUUAUUUAAGAUAUUUACAUUUAUCAUGUAUCUAUUAAUAUUUCUACUGUAAGCUAAGUAUUUAAAGGCAUUACUUUUAAUAGACAAUUUGUACACUUUUAACAUGUUGUUUAUUUGCUAAGUAUUGGCCUUUAAACUCUAGGUUAUAUAUUUUCCUGUUAAAUUGUUUUGUACGUAAGAUUGUAUUUGCAUGUUUUUAUUCAGGUUGCAAUAUAAUAUGUAAUUGUGUGUAGCAUUUAGAUUUAGCAGGGCAGAUUGGUGUAAUCAAUCAAUUUAGGGAUGUUGUCAUUAAAAGUUUUGCUUUAAAAAAAAAACAAAAAACUUUUGUUGUAAGCUGUUAGGAAAUCAAGUUUGACUAUGCCAAGAUGAGACAUGCUGAAAUGUUCACAGAUUUAUUUCAUGCAGAUUUUAUGGAAGGUAAUAUUAUAAACCUGUUAUUAUAUCCUAGUUCAAAUUGUUGAUGUUAGGUCAAUAAAGUUUAGCAUGGUUUGAGUGUUAUAAAAAAUAUUUAACUAAAUUUUCAACUUUUCAAAUGUUCAGUUUAUUUGGGUGGCUUGAAUGUCUUAAGAAACAGAUUUAAGUCAUUCAUGAUUGUAUUUGUGUUUUAUGUAUAGAAAUUUAUUUUUAAAUGACUCUCUAGAGUUAGACCCCGCAGUGUAAAUUCUCUUAUUUUCACUUGAUUUAAUGGUCUCUCAGUUAAUAACACUGUUGCUAAACUGUAAUGAUUUUGCAUCUUGUAUACUUUUCAUUACUUUUGUGAGUGAUGUUUUUUGUACUUAGCAAUGCAAGUCUGUACAUUGUCAAUACAUUCUAUUAAAUUUGUUACAAAAAUGUAAGUAUUCUUUACUUAACCGAAAUGUGUUUUUUUUUUAACAUUUCUGUUUUGGCCAUUGGUAUUGUAAAUUUCUGUGCGUUCCAGUAUGUAUAAUAUAGUCCUUAAAAGAACUCUGAAUUACAGACUCAAAAUGCGUCAGAUUAGAGAAUUCAACCUUAUCAUAUGCCCAUUUAAUUCCUUUUGCAUUGGCGUAGCUCUUAAAGAAGCAAUAUAGGACCUUUAUACAAACCAAAGCAAUAAAAUGUAUCCUAAUUUGUUUUGAGGGGAACAAGGAACCUCCCUUUCCUAUUUUGCUUUCAUACCAAGCCUUGUUUAUCCAUGACCUAAACAACAACAUAUUUAAUAAAUGAGCCGCGUUCUGAGAAAACUGGGCAUAAUGCUUGUGUGUAAAGUGUCGUCCCAGAUUACCGGUAGUCUGUGCAGUCCGCACAGGCUAAUCACCGACGACACUUUCAGCUGAAAUAGUAUUUUUCGUUUAAAGGAAGACCCUUCUUAACGAAAAUAUAGUUUAAGCGGAAAGUGUCGUCCCUGAUUAGCCUGUGCGGACUGCACCGGCUAAUCCGGGACGACAUUUUACGCACAUUCAUUAUGCCCAGUUUUUUCAGAACACAACCCAAAUGGAGAUAUUUAUCCAUGGUCAAGAUUUUUGCCUAAUUUAGCAAUGCAUCCCUAAAAUAGUGAUAUGUUAUUUGAAAUAGACAUAAAAUUUACUACAUUAUUGAUCCCAUUAAUGAAUAUGCAUUACUUUUUAAUGUCUUAAAACAAAAUAUAAUUUUUUUGUGAAAUGUUGAUAAAUUGGGAUAUGUUCGUUGUGCAUUAAUUUAAAUGUUGGGUUAUAAGACAAACAAAAGAUCACAAGAUUAACUACUGCUUUUAGAAGAGAGCAACAACGGUUUGGUUUGGUUCAAAUUUGAAUACAACAGUAACAUGUUUUUAUUGGUGGGAUCUAUGUAAACCAGAUGUUUGCAGUGUGUUGAUUAGUCCAAUCAGUGUUUGCAAGAUGUUUCAAGCAUUAUCAUUGGUUUCAUCUGUGUGAAACAGAUGUUUGAAGUGUUUCCAUUGGUUGCUUUGGUUGUGGGUUGCAAGGCCUGGUUUCAACUCAAGAUUGAGAGGUUCUGCAAGAUUUAUUGGGGGAAGAUCAAGGGGCAAUACUCAUGCAUGUCAGUCUUACAUUUUUAUUACCGUUCUUUUUGUACUUUCUUUACAUUUGGUUUUGAUGUAGAUGGUGGGUUAUUUAAUAUUUAAUGGAAACUGCUGGCAUUUUCAUACUUUGCUAUGAAUCAUGUAUAGUUCAUUUGUACAUACAUGUAUUUUCUGAUUUCAAAUGGAUCGAUAUGUGCGAGCAUUUUUUAUGUCAAUACAUACUGCUUAAAUGUAAAAAGAUGAAAUCAUUUUAUUGGUGAUAGGUAUUUAUUGGAAAGGGAGCAGAUAAAAGCAUCAUAGUUUCCCUAGUGACAACAACAAUCAUUGAUUUCAAAGUAGGUCUUAACUGAAAAUAUAGAUCACUGAGAACUAUUGUCAUGUAUAGGCUUUGAUUUCCAUAGUUUCAAAUGUGAUGAGAAUGGAUAAAGGUCUUAGUCAUGACGGUCACAUUUUUAAACCUAGGUGAUGUAGGUUUAUCAAUACAAACAUGCUCAAAAAAAGGAGUUCAUCAGAUCCAUAACCCAUUCCAGUACUGAUUGGGGGUCGCAUGUAGAUGAAUUGUACUCUUUAUUAUUCUACAACUAUUUUCACAAAUUGAAUUUCUACAAAACAGUUUUUACAACAUCUUUGUUUACUCCAUCAAAUUGUUACUGUAUAGUUUCUUUACUUGUGAUGACAGUGUGCAACGCAAGUGAGACUGAUUUGAGCUGGGUUUCAAGGAUGCUUAGAAUUUGUUGCUGCUUUACUACAAAGAAUCUUGUUACGAUUCUUAUGUUUUAAUACAUGUAUUGGCCAAAGAUUUGCAGUUUAAUACUUAUCGAAAUUUUUGAUUGGUCAAUAUUCAUCAUUUAUGUUAGCUUAAAGAAUGAGUAGAGGUCAUAGGAAAUGGGCUUUUGGGCUGAUCUUUUGAAAUAUGAAGGGAUAAACAAAAUAUUUAAUAUGAUGAUAAUGGACUGAUGUUAUUGCUGGUGUGAACUUUGUUUUGUUUGUUUGUGUUUUGUUCUCUUGUGGUUGUCUUUAAUUUUUGCCGUUUUUAUUUAAAGUUCAGAAAUAUUUUAUUUUUCGAUUUUUUAUAUAUAGUUGUAUCCCUGUUUUAAUAAAUUAUGGUGUUGUUA
Molecule: messenger RNA, 6237 nt
Organism: Dreissena polymorpha
Lineage: Eukaryota; Metazoa; Mollusca; Bivalvia; Myida; Dreissenidae
Product: FERM domain-containing protein 5-like
Exons: 18
Coding region: 326-2836 (836 amino acids)
Cellular component (GO): cytoskeleton
Molecular function (GO): cytoskeletal protein binding
Source: RefSeq, a predicted model, not a curated record